AGGUGUAGAUGACAAAGGGUGACUGUAUACUUAAGAGCAAUGUCCGCAAUGAUUUUCUCCUCUCUGUUCAGAUUCUGCACUCACAGAUUCAGCUGUCUGGAAGGACUCAAACACCAUCGAACAUGGAAACAAUGCAGUACAAUUUUAUUUCAGUGGCAUCGGUCUCUUCAUGUGGACAGUGUCCCUCACAAGCCCUCACUCACCACCAGCUAUGUCCAUGGCACCUCCUCUGCCUCUCUGCUUGCCCUGACUGUUGGACAGAGCUUGGACACCACGGUCCAACGCUGUCCUGACAGAGAAGCUGUGGUUUUUCUGCAGGAUGGCAUACGGAAAACCUUUGCACAAUUUCAGCAAGAUGUUGACAAGGUGGCUGCAGGUCUGCAUGCUCUUGGUUUGAAGCAAGGUGAUCGACUAGGAAUCUGGGGACCAAACGUGUAUGAAUGGAUCCUUUUCCAGUUUGCAUCAGCCAAGGCUGGAAUCAUAAUGGUGUCUCUAAACCCAGCAUAUGAGCUGGAAGAAGUAGAAUUUACUUUGCGAAAGGUCCAGUGUAAAGCAGUUUUGUGUCCCACCCGCUUUAAAACUCAGAACUAUUGUGAGAUGCUGAGGGAGAUCUGUCCAGGAACCGACUCGAUGCCGGUCAGCAUGACCAGAAGUUCCAGGGUGCCGGACUUGCGGAUGAUAAUUGUGACUGACAGCAGACAGCCAGGGAUGCUCCAUGUGGAAGAUGUGAUGCAGGCUGGGGAAAGUAGACACUAUAAGGAGCUGAUGGGCAUACAGAACAAGCUUUCAUUUGAUGAUCCCAUCAACAUUCAGUUCACAUCAGGAACCACUGGGAAGCCAAAGGGAGCCACUCUUUCCCACCACAACAUUGUCAACAACGCUUAUUUCCUGGGUCUGCGUGUAGGUUAUGAUUGGAGACCUCAGGUACGAGUGUGUGUUCCCGUGCCGAUGUACCACUGUUUUGGCUCCGUAAUCGCAGCGAUGAGUAUGGCAGUUCACGGAAUCACGCUGGUCUUCCCUUCCUCCAGCUACAACAGCCGUGCCAAUCUAGAGGCCAUCCAGAAUGAAAGGUGCAAUUUUGUCUACGGGACUCCCACCAUGUAUACGGACUUGCUCAACCAAGAUUUGCACCAGUAUAAUUUGUCAUCAGUUGAAGCUGGACUAAUGGGAGGUUCUCCGUGCCCGCCUGAGGUUCUCAGGAAGCUCAAAACAGAAAUGAACAUGAGAGAGAUAACAAUUCUUUAUGGAACCACUGAAAAUAGUCCCGUUACGUUCCUGGGAUUUCCUGAAGACAACGAGGAGAUGAAGAUAAACACAGUUGGGUGUAUCAUGCCUCACACCGAGGCCAAGGUGGUGGAUCCUGUCACAGGGGACAUUGUGACUGUGGGAGCAUCAGGAGAGCUCAUGAUCAGAGGCACCUGUGUGAUGUCUGGGUACUGGGAUGAUCCUGGGAAGACUAAAGAGGUGAUCUCCAGGGAUCGCUGGUACAGAACUGGUGACACAGCGAGCCUGAACAGUCUGGGAUACUGCCGCAUCGAGGGACGCAUAAAGGACAUGAUCAUCCGUGGAGGGGAAAAUAUUUACCCUGCUGAGAUAGAACAAUUUCUCUACAGGCACCCAAAGGUCAUGGAGGUGCAGGUGGUUGGCGUAAAAGACGAGAGGCUUGGUGAGCAGGUGUGUGCCUGCAUCAGGCUCAGGCAGGGACAAACCUCCACAGCACAGGAGAUAAGAAGCUUCUGCAAAGGCAAAAUUUCCCACUUUAAGAUCCCUCACUAUGUGAUUUUUGUGCACAACUACCCGCUCACUGUCUCGGGAAAGAUCAAGAAGAACCAAUUAAAGGAGGAAAUGGAGAAAAAACUCGGUCUUUAAUUUGUUAAAUCGUACUGGACACUGAGCAACAUGAUCAGGAAAAUGAAGAUUAUAAUAGGACAGAACUAUUUCAAUAAAUUCAUUUAUUUUGUGCAUCAAAAGUCUCCAAAGUAAUCUUAUUUUCCUAGGAAAGAUUUUUGUUUAGUGACAACUGUAAUUGUUUUUCUAAAAGCAUUUCAGAGGCAACAAGGUAAAAUAAGCCUUAAGUAUAAACACUAUGAUGCUGGAAACUCGGUCCUGGUCCUAUACAUGAACAUAUUAAGAGCAACAAUCAUAAGUGUUGAUUAGAGCCACAAGAUAUCAUAGAAAAUUAGGCAGAUCUAUCUAAAGCAGAUUAUAUAUUAUUUUAAUAAUAAUAAUUUAUUAUUUAUUAUUAUCUAAUUAUAUUAGGACAAACACACACGUUUAUUAAUCUCAAUCUUUAUUUACUUUAACAAUUCUGACAAACAUCAUUAAACCACUGUAGGAUAGUAAAAUCUGAACACAUGCCAUACAGAAUCUGAAAUAAAUAAGACUUUGAGGCCAAAUGUGAGCAAAGUCAGCCAUCUUUAUAAACUCUACUGUACAAACUGGCUGAAGAACUCCCUCCAGUAGCAGGCUCCUAGUGCACCCAAAGUCAGAUCUCAUUAAUCCUAAUUACAAAUACUAAUGUCUGAUCUACACUCUGAGCUGUGAAAAUGGCAACAGCAAGGAAUUAAAAGGACGAAGGGGGUAAUGUUUGCAGACGGCUUGUUAGUAAACAAUGUAAACUUAAAGAUGAUAGAUCGCAGCUGCCAACAAGAAAUCCUUCCAAAUAAACAUUAAAGUAAGUCACUGCCAAUGUACUGCACCCAAAAUAAACUUCUGCAAUGAACCAAAUUUGGAUUUACAAAAAAAUGUUUCAUCUGUUCUAUUCUGCUUUGAAGAUUAUAGGCAGAAAUGUGGGAAUCGUACUCACACCCUCAAGUUAUAUCUAUGAGUUCAUGCAAGAAGCUAGCAGUAAAAAAAAACUAAAUAAAUAAAUAAGGAAAAA
Molecule: messenger RNA, 2881 nt
Organism: Nothobranchius furzeri (turquoise killifish)
Lineage: Eukaryota; Metazoa; Chordata; Actinopteri; Cyprinodontiformes; Nothobranchiidae
Product: medium-chain acyl-CoA ligase ACSF2, mitochondrial
Biological process (GO): fatty acid metabolic process
Molecular function (GO): medium-chain fatty acid-CoA ligase activity
Source: RefSeq, a predicted model, not a curated record